Molecule: messenger RNA, 3413 nt
Organism: Lytechinus pictus (painted urchin)
Lineage: Eukaryota; Metazoa; Echinodermata; Echinoidea; Temnopleuroida; Toxopneustidae
Product: E3 ubiquitin-protein ligase TRIM56-like
Exons: 3
Coding region: 1282-3060 (592 amino acids)
Biological process (GO): protein monoubiquitination
Molecular function (GO): zinc ion binding; ubiquitin protein ligase activity
Source: RefSeq, a predicted model, not a curated record
GGGUUGGAUUAGGAUAGAGUAAGGGGCAUAAUUCCCCUAAAUUGAUUUACAAGUUAUCAUUCAAAUAGAAGACAACACACAUCCCUUAACUUUUCGAAAUGUGGUAUACCAUUUUGUUUAAUGGAGUACCACAAGGUUCUUUUUUCGGUCCAUUUUUUCUGAUUUAUAUCAACGGCAUGUACUUUGUGCUAAACACAUUAAAUUACAUAUUGUUUGCGGAUGACACAUGUGUUUGUCUAUCCCAUCGUGAUAUUGAUAUCCUAGCAAAGACUCCUAGACUUUCAAAACUAUCUAGUGGGUUUCGAGGUAAUAUGCUAUCACUGAAUGGAAACAUAUUAUGAUAUACAUUUUAAUUAUAGGACGGCUAAUGGUAAGUGUGAUUUAAGAUUAAAACCUGACUCAUUGGAAUGUCUGUUAAAAUCAACUUUAAUGGAACGAUCACUUGAAACACAUCAGUAAAUCAUUUUCUCGAAAUAUAAACUACACUAUAUUGAAUACAUUGAACCUGACAAAAUUAUAUGCAUUUUGCACAAUAGUCUUAUUCUACCUGUUGUGUCAUGUUGCAAUUUUUUUUGGACAAUAUCAAGGAAAGUCACAUAUGAAGUUCUUCUGUUGUAAACAAAGCAAUUCAUAUUUUUUGCUAGUUGGUUUGGUUACCCUGACCAUAUUGAACUGCAAAGUCUUGCUGUUGAUGAUAUCCAUUUCCUUCAAACUUCCCUUUUAAUCUAUCGAUUUAGUGCCGGAAUGUUACCUGCCCGCUUUUCCACUAGAUUUUCUGUUGCCUUUAUAUGCCUAGAUUAUAAGCUAAGAAAACCUUCCAUUUUUGUUACUACCAACUGCAGAACAUCUCUCAGCAAUGUAAACUGCAUUAUUGGCAUUUCCUUUCCAGUGAUGAAGCAUAGACAAAUUAAGACCUGGCUUAUCCACAUCCUCCAGGAGCGACCAAAGACAUUCCAACGUGUCACUACCGAUCUCAUCAUCCACAUCGCACGGUUCUUGAUAGAGUGAUCACUGACAUUCUACCUGUAUCUUUUCACUACCGGAUGCAUUGUGGCAGAUGGCGUCAAUGGCGAGAGCAAGAUAAAUCACGUUGGGCAUGUAAGGGUCUUUGCUGUGAUUCAGAGCUGCCAUUGUGGGUAAAAUACAUUUGUGGUUUAUAUACAUUUUGCAGUAUUAUUUAUUACACGGUUGCCCUGCAAACUAGAUUUUAAAAUAUCAAAAUCUUACAGAUUUUAACAAUAAUUGUAGGUUUCUCUUACGUACAUUAUAGUAGCACUAAAUAUGGCGACACUUGAGCAUUCUGUUUUGCAAAGUUUAAAGUGUCCGGUUUGUUUUGGUUUGCUGAACGAUCCAAAACAACUGUCAUGUACACACACAUUUUGUCCAAAAUGUAUUCAAGGUAUUCUAGCAUGCUCUGUACAGAGGAAUAUAUUAUCAUGUCCAAUAUGUAAAAACACAACAAAUGUCGCAGAUGGCGAUGUUGCGAAUCUUAAAACUAACAUACCUGUUAAGUCAAUUGUUGAUGACGUCAGGAAUAGUAAACAGCUAUGUGACGUGUGUGACAAGCGAGCAAGUGCUGCACGCUUCUGUUGCGAAUGUGGUAAGAACAUGUGUAACGCAUGUCUGCAAGCUCAUAACACAUGGAGACCUAAUCUUAAACAUAAAGUAGUGAUGGUUGAAGACAUCAGAAAGGGUAGGGUAGUCUUACAAAAGAAGGUUUACUGUCAAGAAGAAGUACAUAAAUCUGAAGAGUACGAGUGCUCUGAUGUCUGCACGACAUGUAAGAAGCUCAUUUGUAUGAGAUGUCGCAUGCUCUACCACGAGAAAAGUGGCCACGAUGUUGAAGACUUAAGAGAGUACAAUUCUUCUUUCAAGAAGAGCUCUGAAUUACUACAUGAUCAAGUAAAGGCGAAACUUAAAAUAGUCAAUAAUCAUAUGACUUGUAUUGAUAAUCAAAUCAAACGGGUCAAUGAUCACAUAGAAGGAGAGAAGGCAAAAAAUAACAAGAUUUACGAAGACGCUAUCAAGAAAAUAAAAGAGAGGAAUAUUACAUUGAACAAGCAAUUAGAUGACCAGAAAGAAGAAUUAGCCAAGAGCUUAAAUAAUAUGAAAAUUGAUGAUGAGAGAUUAGUUAAGAGCAUUGAGAGUGCGAGUGAAUUGCUAAGUAAUAGUUUGAAAGGCCCACUAGAAGGAGAUGUUGUAGCAAUUCGUGAUUCAUUGUCUGGUGAAUUGGAGAAUGUAUUAGAUAGGGAUAAUCCAAAGAAAAGGGUCGCUAUUGAUGUAGGUGAUUAUGCAGAGAAACUGAAGUUUGCACCAAGCUGCGAUCCUCAUACAUUGUCAAUGUGGGAACUACGGUUUCUGAAAUGUGAGGCGAAAUGCAAUGCAGUAAUCCCAGAGAAAGGAUAUUUGGAUUGCACAGCUGCUAGAGAGGAUGGAAUGAUGGCUGUUGGUUAUAGCACAGAUCGAGGGAUUGACAUCUUCUCUUCCGAUGGUCGGCUGCAGAAAACAGUCAUCAAAUAUUUCAAAUUAAGUGAUGGUCGUCAUGCUGUGCGUGGUUUUGAUAAUAAGAUUUCACUGUACACAUCAGAUGAAGAGAAGCAGGAUGUGACAUUCGAUACUAUAGGCUACAGUAAAGGUGGGUCUGGUGAUCUCACUGUAGACAGCAAUGAUCUGAUCUAUGUUAGCUACAGGAAAGCUAAGAAGAUACAGGUAUUCUCACCAUCAGGUGGGAAGGCUAUCAGGGAGAUACCAUGCGAUUGGUAUGAACCCUCCCAUAUCACAAGUUAUGGUGACACAUUGAUCGUGAAGCAGUUCAAGAAUGCAAUAAUACGAAUUGAUAUGAAAGGUGAUAUAAUGCACAGAUUAAGAAAACCACGGGGAAAUGACCUCCAUGCUGCCGUGAGUAAAGACAAUACAAUCCUGAUUGCCUCUGUAAGACGCAAUGAAGGUCUGCUCAAUAUCGAUGAGUACACCGGUGAGCUGAAACACAAAAAGACUCUCAUAUCUGAUUACAAGAUUGAGAAACCGGAGAGGCAAUGGUAUUACCUUUUACAGUUUUAAUCAGGAGAGAUAGCUUUAUAUGUACUGGAUAUGCUCUAUUCAACUUAUUUAAACUUGGGAAGUUUCCUUGGUAAGGAUAUUAUGUUUCGAAGCGUUUAGGAGCCGAUUUUCUAACUACUUUACAGUAUAUAAUCUUCAAUUUGUAAGUUUCAAUGUUAAUCUUGGUAGUCAUGUUCCAUUGAGGUAAGAAUCAGUAAAUUAUAUUAAUUCCAUUCCAUCAAAAUAGAAUCACGUAUACAAUAGAAUAGUUAAAGAUAAAAGUACAUGAUAUACACCCAUCGCAAAACAUAAUAUUGGUGUUACAUACAGAGGAAAUUAAUAAAAUGAAAUUUGAGACGGGCCUGCACAAUUAA